Caenorhabditis elegans is the source of this 1611-nucleotide messenger RNA. It is a transcript of the gene T12B3.2, whose product is annotated as Major facilitator superfamily (MFS) profile domain-containing protein. Gene Ontology annotation, biological process: transmembrane transport. The coding region runs from base 95 to 1531 and encodes 478 amino acids. Gene Ontology annotation, molecular function: transmembrane transporter activity. Gene Ontology annotation, cellular component: membrane. The record is from RefSeq and is marked reviewed. The transcript has 5 exons. Lineage: Eukaryota; Metazoa; Nematoda; Chromadorea; Rhabditida; Rhabditidae.
AGAAGACGAAAAGUGAAGUUGACAGUUAGAAACUGUGGUAUCUUUCUUUUCUUUUUAAUUUUUAGUAUUUUUCCAAUUUCUUCGAAUUGGCAAAAUGCUGUACGGAAUCAAUAGAUUCCAUAUUUGUGCAUUUAUUACUUGGCAGUUUGCCAACUUUUUUGCUGGACAGAAUAUUUUUGGAAUCUAUUCGAAUAAUGUUUCAAAAUGGAAAUGUGGAGAUUCGAAACCAACAAAAGACUGUAAUAUUUAUUUAUCCUGUCCUAAAAGUAACUUAACUUUUGUCGAUCCUCCAUUCCAAUCAGCUGCAAUUGAAUUUGAUUGGAUAUGUGGUUCUUCAGUAUUUUAUCAGUCAUUCUUUUCACAAGUUCAAUAUGUUGGAGUUCUCAUUGGAACACUUUUAUUUGGCUCAUUGUCAGAUCGAUUUGGAAGAAGACCAAUUGGGAUUUUGGUGAUAUCGAAUGCAAUAUGUUCAACAUUUGCCAGUGGAUUGGCUCCCAGUGUUAAAAUUUUGUUUCCGUUGAGAUUCCUCGUUGGUCUGUCAAUUGGUGGAAUGUUAGUAGUAAUAUGUGCAUGGAUAAUGGAAGUAAUUCUCCCUCAACAAAGAAUGGUAGUUCGUGGAUUUUUCAAUUGGGGAUGGACUAGAAUAUUCCUAACUUCAAUCUGUUAUUUCACUCGUGAAUGGAGACUUGCCACGUAUGUCAGUUCACUUUCUCUGAUUCCCGCUCUUCUUCUCGUCAUUUUUGUGAUACCUGAAUCACCUGUUUGGCUACAUAGCAGAGGAUUUAAAGCUCGAAUGAUUCAAAGUGAAAUGCAAAUUGCUCGAAUUGCUGGAGUUCCUUAUGUCCCAGUACAACACAAACUGGUCCGUCCAAAAAGUUUAAUGGAUACAUUGAAAACGAAAGGAAUGUUCAAGAAAUUAUUCAUUUUAUGGACUAUGUGGUUUAUUAUUGCAAUUUGUGGAUUUGCAAACGAUUUAAGCUCCGGCACUUUGGCGGGCGAUUUGUAUCUCAAUCAGCUGUUCUUUGGAAUUUUACUUGUUUUUUCCAAAAUGUUACUGCUAUUUGUAGACACAUAUUUUACAAAUUUCAAGAGAAGAACAUUACAUCAAGGAUCUCAAAUAGGAACACUUUGCUGUUUUAUCAUUCUUACUACUUUUAUGAGUAUGGAUUAUCAUGGAAUCGGAGUUCUUAUCGUCUAUCUGAUUGGAACAACAUUUAUCGAAUACACAUGGGAUGCCUGUUACCUUUGUGCUAUAGAACUCAUGGAGACACCUUCAAGAGCAAGUGCAACUGGAUCAUGUUCUCUUAUUGCAAGAAUUGGAAUGAUUCUAGCACCAUUCCUAACAUAUGCAAAUACUUGGUGGUCUCCUGCUGUUAAUGUUACUGUAAUUGUAUUGGGAAGUGCUAAUUUACUGAUUUCAUAUUUCUUUUUGCCCGAAUCCAAAGGAGUGAAUCUCGACGAUGUACACGUGAAUGAUGAUGAUGAGAAUGUUCCAGAAAAUACGCCAAUGGUUCAGAAAGUUCGAGAAUAAUUCUGAAAGUUCCAACCCCGUAGAAAAUUUAUUUUAAAGUUUUUAUAUAAAAUUUUCAAUUGAAUAAAGUCAUGCAAAAA